CAUGGUGACAGGAGGAAAACGGACAAUAAGGAGAUCAGGGCUGAGGAGGAGAGAUGUUUAGGUCUGGUCUUUACAUUCAUUUCCAUCUUAAAGGUCAGCUCCACGCUGUACUUUGUUCUCUUGGUGUUACUGUCUCUCACACACACAAUAGCUCCUUUUUAGAAUUUAUGUUUUGCUUUGAUUUCUAUUUUUAUAAAGCGUAACUGAAACAACUUGCACUUCAAAAUGACUUGUAUGUUAGAACACUGCAAAAAAAAGUUCUGCAAGUCAAUUAAAAUAAUUAUCUCAGAAUUUUGAGUAAAUUUAUUGGAUACAUUUUAUCGCUGUUUUUUCCAACUUGAAGAGAGAAUUAUGAGAAAUUCUCGUGAAUAAAAACAUUUUGCUGAUUUCAAAAUGGUGAGAUAACUUUUUUGUAAAUAAAUAAAAUCUACCUUUUUUCGAAUCAAUGAGAUAAUCUCUUAAAUUCAAGAAAAUAGAGCAGAUUUUUUUCUAAAGUAAAUGCCACACGCUUCCAUACUCUCAUGUGGCUUGUUGCUUAUUGAUCUUAAAAAUCUGAGCUGAUAAAAGAAAAAAAUAUUUUAAAAGAGUAAAUGAUUUGAAAAUGACUUAUUUGCCUUUAAGUAUGUUUGUUCACCCCUUUUUUCCGCCUGUAUGGUUCCUUCUCCAAACCUCACACAACAGUUAAUUUUUUGUUUGUUUUCAAAGAAUCAAGUGAUAAAAUCCUGCUCAAACAUGAACUUUGUCUCUUUGUUUUGGUUUGGUGUUAAUAACAAGCAAUAAUCAACCAAGAAGAUCUGAAUUAUUAGUGCAGACAGUGAAGUCAAAGUGAAUUAAGGCGAGAUGCUUCAGAAACCCCCUCCUCCUACACCCAUUAUCCAGCCCCUCCCUGCAAAGAGCCGCACACACAUACACACAAAUGUGUAUAUAUGUGACACACCUCCACCAUCCCAGUCCCACAGUAGCCAAUUAAAUGAGAGCGACUCAAUUUUAGCACCAACACCCAGCUCACGUCACUGGGUCCCCCCCUCCUCUCCUCUUCUCUGCCCCCUCUGUGUGUGCACAAAUCUAUGGGUCUGCAUGCCUGACAGGAUAAAUCCAGCCUCCCCCCAUACUCUCUCUUUCUCUGUAACUCUGUCACUCACUCACACACACACCCACCCAUACACACACAGGUGCUGCUCAUUGGCAAGCCGAACUCUCACACACACACAUUCAAAACACACAAAUUCAACUGAGGGGUAUUAGUCGGUCCUCUUUUCUGGUGCUGAGGAACUUGACAUUUUGCCUUCAUGGAGGAUUACCACAAACCUGACCAGCAGACAGUGCAGGCGCUGAGGAACAUCGCCAACCGCCUCCGAAUCCACUGCAUCAAGGCAACAACUGCAGCAGGCAGUGGGUGAGUCUCCCAGAUCACUCCCAGAUAUUAAAUUUAUGGCUGAGCAGGCAAAGUGCACAAAGAAAGCCUGUGUGCGAACAGUUUACACACCGCAUACUUCUGUGCACCAUGCAUAGAGCCCCAAUGCCAACACUUUUUCAACAAGCCACAUGCAUGCAUGCACAGACACACUGGCAGACAUGCAAUGUGUGCAAGUGAAGGGCCAAAGGAACAGCAUGUCCUGCCUUUGUUCUCCUCCUUUAGUCCACUGAGUCAUUUGAGCAUCCACGGGGCUUCUGUAAUUAGCUGGCUUUGCAUUUUUACAUUUGAAAUAGACGCGUUAAAUAACUACAUUAUAUAAUGUGACCUUUUUUGAAAUGUUAAAAGUUCAUGAAAUGUAAAUGUUGCAGACAUUUUGAAUUACUUUGUUUUCCUUUUAAGGGUAGAGCACUUUACUCUCAGACUGAAAGACGCUUAAAUAAAACUGAAAUAAAAAGCAAAUAAUAUUCACACAACUGGAUUUUCACAUGCUAAAGAAGGAAGGAAGGAUGGCUUAAAAUGCAAAGGGAUAGAUUUUGAGUGCAUUUAAGUUAUUUUAAACUGUAUCAGAACUUGGUUUGAUACAAUGUUACUUCAUUUCCAGCUUUGUGAAGGUGCGAUCCUCAUGUGCAGUGAUGGGCACAAAAGACCAUGCAUGACGCUGAAUGGGUUGCGUGUUGCAGACGGACUUGCGCACUAUAGGGCUGCUGCAUGAAGAUGAUUUUUUCAGUGUUUUUAAAAACUUAAUUUUAACUUUUAUGUUGUUUUAAUGGACGUCUUCUAGAUUGCUGUUGCAUUUGUGGAAUCAAAUCAUAAAAUUGUAAGAAUUCUCUUUGAAGAUGAGUUAAAUAAUAGAUUUUAACCCACGAGAGUUAUCAAUAUUUGAGCAGAUAUGUGAACUGAACUGUCUCUUUCUUUGAAUAUAAAAGUUAAGGUUUUAUUGUUCAUUUUUCAUAAUUUAACUGACUCUAUUGAGAACAAAGAGACUGAAACGUAAAGCCAUUUUGGAAAAAAAAAAAAAAAAAAAAGAAGUUAUAUAACCUAGAAAAUUCUGCCCUCUGAGAACUAAGGCCUAUGCUAGAAAACCAAACAACUUUUUAAAGUGAUGUAACUUUUUACUUACUUAUGAAAUUGAACAAAUAGGAAAGGUCGUUUGCUUUUUGUAAAUGUUAGGGCAGCAAAUACUUCCAAUGUUUACAGGUUUUGGUGAUUCGGUAAGAAGUGCUUGGUUGUACAGUAGUAGAUGUAUGAAAGUUUUACAUUUAACAUUGAAAAGAAAAUGUUAUAGCGCUGUAUAUUCACUCACUGAAGGCCUUUGUUUGCAGCACACAGCAUGCUCUUUGUGGUGCUCUUUGACUGGGUCUAAUAGUAACACAGGUUGUCUUAAUACAGAGAAUCUGAAUUCUUUUGAAAGCACUGACUGCUCCAACAUGAAAUCAUUGGGAUUCUCUGAAUUUCUGGGACUUUUUACAUCUACAGCAGGUUUUUGAUGAUAAACAGGGUACUCUGGUUGUAUUCCACACCUUUAACUGGCAUUGGCGUGUAAAUCUAAGGCUGCACUGCUGCAUCCUAAAACUCACAAAACAGUCAAGUGAUUCUAGUCAAAAGGUUGCAUAGUUUCAUUUUAAGUUACUUCAAUUUAUCCCAUGUGAAUGUUUUCACGCUACUCUGGAGUCAUAACAUCAUAGUACUCUGAUUCUGAAGUAUUUGCACUCAACCUAAAAUCUGCUCUGAGGUAGUCCUUGUUUCGGCUGUGAGCAUGUGUAAGCUCUCUUUGCACGCUUCCUUUGUUUUGCAGACACCCGACAUCAUGCUGCAGUGUGGCAGAGAUCAUGUCGGUGCUUUUCUUCCACACCAUGAGAUACCGCUACGAUGACCCGCGCAACUUCAACAACGACCGCUUCAUCCUGUCCAAGGUCAGGCUCUCUCACUCAGCUGUCCUGGUCUUCUUUUCACAUUCUUUUUGCUACCCAGAAUUUAAACAUUUCAAUUUAAUUAAUUCAUUAUGAUUGUUUGAUCGAUUGUCCUUUUUCACAGGGCCAUGCUGCUCCGGCCCUGUACUCCAUGUGGGUUGAGGCCGGUUUUCUGAAGGAGAAUGACAUGCUCAGUAUGUGUCACGUGGACUCCUCUAUGGAUGUUCACUCAACCCAUGUAAGCUCUAACAUACUAUCACACAUACACAUGGCUUAUUAUUUGGCAUAGCACACGCAGCCUGAUUAAUGUGUUCUUUUAAUAAAUCUAUCAUAUUACAAACAUUUCAGAAGCAUCAGUUUAUGGAUUUGGCCACUGGAUCCUUGGGGCAAGGUCUAGGUGUGGCCUGUGGGAUGGCUUACACUGGGAAAUACUUCGACAAGUCCAGGUAAUCCCUCACACAUGAUAAAAUGCACACACACACUAAUACAAAAAAAAACCAUGAAUGUUCAUUCCUGAUUUAAAAAAAAUAAAAAAUCUGACUUUUCUUUCCAAUACACAGAUGUUGAGUUUCAGGGUUUCUCAGUUUUCCUCAUUUUGGGUCUGUGUGAUGCAGCGUUACGGGUUUUCUGAAUCUGUGGGCGUGUGCUGCAGCUACAAGCUCUGCUCUCCUGAUUCUUCUGCUCUAAUAAUCACAGAGCCCAGCAGUUUUAUUGCAGUUAUCCCCCCCAUCCAAGCAGAUUUAAUUUCACAAUCAAAUUCAGGCUAUGUGCUUUCAACCAUGUAUGCAUCGAGUCUAUCUCUCUAAUAUAUCAUCCCAUUAUGAUUCCAGUUUUUAUCAAUGUUUCUGUUCACAAAAAUGCAAAAAAAAUAUAAAUCAAAACAUAUUUUGGACUUAAUAGUAUCAUCUGGCCCCAUAAGAAAGGAUAAAUAUUGAUAUUAAUCGUCCUUUUUCAAACACGCUGAAGAUUUCCCCCUUAAAUGAAUGUUGUUCUCAUGUGAGACCUGUUUCAAAAGAAGGUGUGAAGCCCAGCCUAUGUCUCCAGGGGCCUCAGGAGGGCCUCCUGUCACAGCUGCUUACAGUCUGAACAGUCAAACGCCGGAAAGAGAAUCAGUCUGACUGGAAAAGUGUCAGAGAGCAUUUUCACAAGAUUUCCCUCCUCUUGAAAGCACAACACCCCUCCCCUAAUUUCAGCCUACACCUCACACGCGAUGUCACACUCGCAUAUACCCUCGCACUUACUGUACGAUUCUGUGUGUUCCUCACCUCAGUUACCGCGUGUACUGUCUGCUGGGGGAUGGGGAGAUGUCGGAGGGCGCUGUCUGGGAGGCCAUGAUGUUCGCUUCCUACUACCAGCUCGACAACCUGGUGGCCAUCAUGGACAUUAACCGUCUGGGCCAAAGUGACUCUGCACCCCUGCAGCAUCACGUGGAGAAGUACCAGAAGCGCUGCGAAGCUUUUGGGUAAAUGUGCAUCCAGUAGGAAGACUGUAAAAGUGUGGGCUUUCUACUCAUUACACAAAAUGCAUUGUUUGACUCCAUCUAUAGCAAUUACAGUGAAUAUUUUCCUUGUGUCCAUGUUAAUAUAGGACACAGUGCAGAGUGUGUUAAUGCAUGGCUUUUCUAUGCUUGUUUAGCUGGCAUGCCAUUAUUGUGGAUGGACACAGUGUGGAGGAGCUUUGCAAAGCUCUUAGCCAGGCCCGCCAUCAACCCACCGCCAUCAUUGCAAAGACCACCAAGGGCAAAGGCAUCCCAGGUAAAACAUCAUCUGUGGCUGCCCGCUCUUCAAAACUCCAGGCAGUUUGCAAAGGCCUACAGUGCCAUCUCCCUCCAGUGAUCAAAUCUGUGACACCAUAUCUGUGUGGUUUCAGCCGCGGAGGAUAAGCUCGGAUGGCAUGCCAAACCUCUGCCUAAAGACAUGGCCGAGAUGGUGAUGAAGGAUCUGCAGAGCCGCAUCCUGAACAGCAACAAGCACCUGUACCCUCCUGCUCCGAUGGAGGACUCCCCACCCGUCAGCCUGAGGAACAUCAGAAUGCCAAGUGCACCCAACUACAAGGCUGGAGAAAAGGUUUGACAUCAUCCAAUCUCUAAAUUGUUUCCUAACAAAUCACUGAACGACUCUGGAGAAUAAUCCCACAGGUUUGUUUAGUGUCAGUUCCUUCAAAGAUUUAUUUUCUGUACAGAUCUCUACACGGAAGGCAUACGGGGUGGCACUGGCCAAGUUGGGCCGCUACAAUGACCGAGUUGUGGCUCUUGAUGGAGACACCAACAACCUUACCUACUCAGACAUCUUUAAGAAUGAGCAUCCAAACCGCUUUGUGGAGUGCUACAUUGCUCAGCAGAACAUGGUGAGAUCUCAGAUGAAGCUGCAAUAAAGCCCACGUUACAAAACUCACAAACCCUAUUGUUGAUACAUGUCCCUAAUCUUAAAGAGGGAAAUAUUGUUGACAUGAGAAUGACCAAACACAAAUCUCUUGCCUUCACUCAUCAGUAUUGAGUUAAUUGCACAGAUCCUAAAGCAAUGAUACAUUAAGAGGCACUCACAGUUUCAGGGCUGCAGGUAGGGGUGAGCAAUACACUGAAAAUAUCAAGCAUGCCACUCAUUUUGCAAAAACAAACCAGAUUCCACUUACAAUCAAUGAAGAGGAUCAUACCUGGCAGUAUAGAGUAUUGGCCAUGCACAUUGAAAAACCAAGUAGUGUUAAACAAUAUAACGAGCCGACUGAGCGUAACUGCUUGCAUUGAUAAAAACUAGCAAACAAACAGCAACAGAAGAUGAAACAAAAAUGCCACCAGUCUUAAAGUCAAUGGAUUUGAUUGGUAGAUUGGAUCAACCUCAAGUUUAUGAAGGUGCUUUGGCCUUAAGAUAAUGUUGCUCAAAAGAUGCCACUCCACAGGGUGUGUCAAAAAAAGGUUACCAUAAAGACAGGCUGAACACCUGACUUGUUUCACCAUCUGUGCAUUAACCACCACACAUAUAAAGAAUAUGAAAGUCUCUGUCAUCAUGACUGACCUGCCAAGGUACCGACAACACAAAAACACACAGAUCUCAAUACGUUUCGGUGAUUUUGUAUUAGCUUCAGACCUGUUUUCUUAAAUCAGUUGUUUUGGUCAAUAUCAUUGAAUUUUAAAUAUAAUGGAAAAAGAGGGUCAGUGCAAUUCAAGGCUUUUACAGACACAUUUUUAAAGGGAUGGAAAAUUUGACACAAUAUAAUUGGCAGAAGCCUCAGAAAUAUCCAGAUGUUGUUUUUAUCAUUAUAAGUGUACAUGAUAGGAAUUAAUCAAUUCAUUUAAACCCAUUCACUUGUAGGCUUACUAAUCUAGUAUCUUUUUUGUGUUGUUUACCAAGUUGUAGUAGUUCAUACUCAUAGUUAAUAGGCUGAUAUGGGCUAUAAGUCAUGCAAGAGCAAAAUAAUCAUUUCCCAAAUAGACAAAUGUAACUGAGACUCACUUAAACACAUUCUCAGUUAACCUCACUAUGCAAAGAAAACUACUACUACGAUUUGUCCACAUAUUUAAAAUAUUUUGUACUUGGCAAUUACCUUUAAAUAGGAGAAAUGGUCAUGAUAGGAGAGGGCAAGUGAAAAGAUCCUUGAGGAAGACACAAGCAAUACACCCACGGGAUCAGUGAAGCUUUACUUACAGAUCACUGAACAAUCAAACUACACCUAAUGGGUGUAAACUGCAAUGUGUUCUUUAUUUGUGUCACUCACUGUUUUACCUUACUGACAAAUACAAGUGCACUUACCGACAGCCUAUAUAACAAAAAAUAAGAAAAAAAUCACCCUGUAACAAAUGAGAAUGAAGUGAAAUACAGCAAUCUUAUCUGACGCAAACUCGUUGUCAUCGCUACAUGACGUUUGUAGUAUUUUUUGAUUAAUAUUAUUGACCAGGAACAAAAAAAAGAAGAAAAAAAAGACCCCAUGAUGAGGUAAUUUUGCUGAGUAAAAGGUUCAGCCUCCAUGCUGAUUGUAUAGGCUGUAUGAGUCUGCAUCUGGGUUAUUUAAAUAUUUAUACGUCUAUCCAUUAUGUACAGAUGAAGAAGACGCAAUACAUCCUCCUCCUUAUAGUCCGCGCAGCUGCUGAGACCAGCAGUUCAGGCAGCACAAUUCUAUUGUCUCUGUCAUUACUUUACCUCAGCUCAGAUGAAUAAUUUGGAGGAACAGACGUCAAUUCCUUGUGAGGUUGUGACUCCAGUAGAGGCCGAUGUAGGUCAGCCAUGUGUAUGGUGAUGAUGAGCAGUCUGGACAAGUGUAUUCAGAGGUGAAAUAUUAAUAAGCACAGAAGGGUGGGGCCAUCUGGCUCAAUGCAUAAGAAGAGUCAAAAGUUGAAGGUCUACAUUUGGGUGGCUUGCAGGAAAAAGCGCUUGGCAUUUAAAAUACUAAAAUAAUUUACCACAUGUAUUGCAUUUAGAUAGCCUUUAAUAUUAUUGUUUUUUAGAUAAAACAUCCACCAGCCAAGCUUUUAAAAGAGCAUUUUGUUUUCUUUGAUUGUAUCGGCAAGAAUUUAUCUAAUAUACAUUUGUGCUUUCAUGGAUUUUGUAGAUAUUGCUUUUUGAAAAGCAUGAUAGAAAGCCGUAGGAUUGUCCAGAGUUUGGUAGCUGGAGGAAAGGAAAUGAUUUUUAAGAGGAGGCAUGCCGCUGAUCUUCCCAUAUGGGAAAAUAAGCUCUGGGGAUUUGGAGAAAACCCUUAUCCGUUACUGUCUACUAAAUGUGGUCUGAUGUUCACAAAAGGCCUCCAAUACGGUUUACAUUGCAGAUGUUUGACCCUCGGAGUGAUCUUUUUGGGUUCAGAAAUAUCUGGGUUUGUAUCUUCUGUACUCCUAUAUAUGUACUCAGAAAUAUACAUUUAUUUUCCAGGUCAGCGUUGCUAUGGGCUGUGCCGCUCGUGAAAGGAACGUUGUGUUUGCCAGCACCCUGGCGUCCUUUUUCACCCGAGCCUACGACCAGCUCCGCAUGGCAGCCAUCUCUGAGAGCAACAUCAACGUGUGCGGCUCCCACUGUGGCCUGUCCACUGGUAUGUAAACUGUUCACGCCAACCCCUGUCAUGCACCAUGUCCAGCCACACCUUCACUUAAAUCCCCUUAUUCCCUCACAAUGAAGCCAGACAUUUUUUUGCACUAGCCUUAAUGUUAACAAAAAGUGAUCUGUGUGUGUUUGUUAGUGUUGAAUUCCUCUCUUUCCCUUUUAAUCCUGUUCUCCUGACUCCCUCUGGCCUUACAGCUAGUUCUCACUCCCCCCCUUUUCCUCCCUUCCUGUCUGUCCCGGAAGCUGUCAGCAGGGAUGCAGGUGUCCCUCUGUUAGUGCAGGUAUACUGCAUGUACAGUCUGGCUUUAUGUCUGUAAAUCUGCAUGCAUCAGCUCACCUGACCACACAAUAACUAAUGAAACUAUUCUGAAUGUUACAUCUACGACACUAAACAAAAAUGUGCCUCCCGCAGGAGAGGAAGGCCCCUCUCUGAUGGGCUUGGAGGAUGUGGCGAUGUUCAGGGCUCUUCCUACAGCCACCAUCUUCUACCCCUGUGAUGGAGUGUCUACAGAAAAGGCCGUGGAGCUAGCUGCAUCCACAAAGGUAAACCCCAAAUCCGUGUGUUCGGUCCUUGAGAAUAGUUUUGCUUUCAAAAAGUCCUAAAAUGGUCGUCAUGUUCCUCCUCAUACAGGGUGUUUGCUACAUCCGAACUAGCCGCCAAGACUGCGCCAUCAUCUACAACAGCAAUGAGGACUUCCAUGUUGGACAGGCUAAGGUGGGACAGACAGUUAGACACUCAGAUGAAAACAAGAAAACGCAAAUCUAUCAACCAAGAAAUGAGCUCUGUUGUUCUGCAGUAGGUAACAGACAACUACACGUUUCCUUUUCCAGGUGGUGUACCAGAGCAAAGAGGACCAGGUGACUGUGGUUGCAGCUGGAGUGGCUCUGCAUGAGGCCCUGGCUGCAGCUGAUCACCUAAAGAAAGGUAGAGUACAACAAAUAUCACUUUUGGCAAUGGGAGAAUUGGGGAUUGGAUGUUUUGUUUUUAUGACUGAACAGUUUCUCCUUAGACUCCUUUGGCAUCCCAACCUUUUGCAAUACCUUUGCUUACCUAGAUGGUGCCUACUUGAUCUGUUGAGAUACCUGAAUUAGCUGUUAUUUUGACAUUAUUGACACUAUUUUAGACAUCCUUUGUGUAAAAAUCACUCAACAUAAACAUUUUGCCUGUAGAGCCACGAUUGCAUGUGCUACUUAAGAGAUUUCAUUAAAAGUACAACCUUAAACACUGGGGUUUUUACCUGCCUUUCCAGAGAGGAUCCCCAUCAGGGUCAUUGACCCCUUCACCAUCAAACCUCUGGAUGUGAAAACCAUCAUGGACCACACACGGGCCACCAGAGGACGCAUCAUCACUGUGGAGGACCACUACUAUGAAGGUAAGUCUGCAUUUAAGUCGCUCAUACCGUUCAGCAUCUUCAUUAUUUAUCACCACCGCCGACCCAGCAGCAACAAGCUCCUCAGCGUGAUGCAGCCAGAGCCCUGCCAUUGGUCCGCAUCCUCGGGUGUGUUGCGGUGGCAGGUUCUCAUUGGCCCGGCGAGAGAGAUGCAGUGCGGUGGCAUCAGCUCAUUGGCUGAGGGGAGGUUGACUGUUGAGUGCAGUUAAGGUAUUGGUUUUGUGGUGCAUUUUUGUGAGUGUGAGAGUCAGGGAGGCAGAGUGCUGUCAGAUUUCCUUAACUGAGCGUGUGCCUGUAGGGCUCACUGUGACCUAGAUAGCACGGACAGCCAGGCCCCGUGCGUGUGUGUGUGUGUGUGUGUGUGUGUGUGUGUGUGUGUGUGUGUGUGUGUGUGUGUGUGUGUGUGUGUGUGUGUGUGUGUGUGUGUGUGUGUGUGUGUGUGUGUGAGGGAGAGAGGGGAUGGGUGAUGGCAUCGAGAUCACAAGACAAAGAGUACCGGGCAUCAGUCGGAUGUUGUGGUAUUUUGUUCAGUGUACAUCUGGAUCAGUAGCAACAUCUUUACAUCAAAAUUUUCUGAAACGGUAUCAUGUCCUCUUCUUUUAGUGAGUGUGUAUACUGUAAGUUAUGCAUUCAUGCCUAUUUAGACCCUAAUUCUUCUCCAUUUUUAAAGAAAUCCAGUGUCUUACAUAGUUGAGAGACCAGAUAUAUUUUCAAACUACUAAAUCGAAACCGAUGGAUUUUUUUUUAAAGUGACUGAGUAUUUUGUGAGGCACAUUAAAGAUAAAAUAGGUUAUUAAAUAUAAAUUCAAUCACAGGUCUGAGGACUAAGUUUGGUCCCUUAUUUAUAUAUCACCUUAUCGUGUUGUUUCUGUCACACUGCUGCCAAAUAAAAUAAACAACAAAAUAAAAAAAUUUAAAAAAACAAUAUAUGUGUUAGCUAUUUGAAAGAUGUGAAAUUGGUUGAGAUGUGUCGUUGGUCCUUUUUUUAAUCAUUGGAAAUAUUUAAAAAGUUCAGUAACACAGUAACUAUUAAAAUAAUAUCGGUUAUUCUGUGUAUUUUUGAGUAUUUUGUGAGGCACAAUAUAUAUAAAAUGCAUAUUAAAUAUGAACUCAAUCACAGGUGUGAGGCUAAGUUUGGUCCCUUAUUUAUAUAUCACUUUAUCGUGUUAUUUCUGUCACACUGCUGCUAAAUAAAUUAAACGACAAAAAUAAAAAAUAAAAAAAACAAUGUAUGUAUUUGAAAGAUGUGAAAAUGGUUGAGCUGUGUCAUUGGUCAUUUUUUUAAUAAUUGCAAAUAUUUUAAAGGUUCAGUAACACAAUAACUUUUACAAUGACAGCGAUUAUUUUGUGUAUUUUUUAGUAUUUUCUGGUUUGGACCAACCAAGCAUCGUCAUUAACGCUAAUUCUCAUUUCAUAUUGUUUCAGUUUCACCAGAAAAUUGAUUUUCUGUAGAAAAUAAAUAAAUCACAAUAAAAAAUUAUGAUUGAUUACCAUCCUAUUCAAAAUAGUUACAAAUACGAUCCACCUCAGCUUUGCCAAGAGAGAAGACAUCUCCCUGUUUGACCUGACAGUCGAAUGCUAAUUCUACCUGAGGUUGUGCUUUUUCUUUGUCAAAACAUUAAACAUCCGUUUUUGAAGGUGCUCUUUGAACAAGGUUAUUGUAUUACUAUGAGUGCAUGAGUACAGAUAAAAUAUGAGGGAUGAUUUUAGUUUAUUUUCUUGUAAUACUAUGAGUGUUUUUUCCACAGGUGGUCUGGGGGAGGCAGUUGCCACAGCUAUGGUCAAUGAGUCUGGCUUCAAUCUGCAUCGUCUGGCUGUAUCCCACGUCCCCCGCUGUGGCAAACCCCACGAGCUGCUCAAGAUCUAUGGCAUUGAUCGUGAUGCCAUCGCACAGGCCGUCCGCAAGAUGCUCAGCAGCUCCACCAACGCAAAGUAACCUCCCCCUCCCGCCCCACCCAUCUGACCUGUACGAUCACGCCCCUGCAGUUGCAGAUUACAGUUGAGUAUGUUUUUGAUUCACACAACACCCAGCUCUUUUUAAGAAAAAACGCCCUCACCGUGAAAGCCCCUAAGUGUGUACUAAAGUAUUGUGAUUUUGUGCUGUACACUUUGAAGUAGAUUUCCACUUUUGACCCUUUUUUCUUGCAUUUCUCACUUCACACAAAUGGACAGACGCACAUAUCCUCAUCAUUCAGUGAUCAAAAUGUGGCCGUUAUAACUAUACUAUGUGAUGCUCUCGUGUGUUUUUUAAAAGCUUUGAUUCAUUUAGUUAGAAGCAUUUUUAUAUUGUAGCCCUUAAUGAACUGGGUGGGGCUUUGCUUAUGAGUAAGUGUUUAUCAUGACCACAGCGUCAGAAGGAAACCAUCUGAGUUGUUGUUUUGUAGAAAGUAGUGGAAAGUAAAAAAAAUCAAACAAAUGUAGCAGGUCAUUAAGAGCAGUCACUUAAAAUCACAUCUUCAGACUAUGUAAACUGUUGUGCUCUCAAUUGUUGUAGCAUUUCUCUUCAGCACUGUAUGUUUCUGAUUCUUAAGUUACCACCAACCCACACCCCUUUAUGUUCAUUUGUGCUAACUGUACAACUGGACUGUACAAACAGUGAUAUGAUAGUAGUGCUGUCAUCAGCUUAAACAGUAGGUCAACAUAAGGUGGAGGCCUGUAAGUGCUGGAGACUGGAGAAAAUGACUGUCAGUGAGUGUGAAGGUUGAGUUACAUCUGACUUGUGAACCCAAGAACAAACACUUGCUUUGUUAUUUGAAAUUUUGUAUGUACCUUACUUUCAUGUAAUAAAGCCCUCUGCAUUUGAAACUGUCUGGUUGCAA
This is a messenger RNA of Xyrichtys novacula (pearly razorfish), 12561 nucleotides long. The record is from the annotation of a GenBank genome assembly. NCBI's taxonomy places the organism in Eukaryota, Metazoa, Chordata, Actinopteri, Labriformes, Labridae.